Molecule: messenger RNA, 1447 nt
Organism: Chenopodium quinoa (quinoa)
Lineage: Eukaryota; Viridiplantae; Streptophyta; Magnoliopsida; Caryophyllales; Amaranthaceae
Product: zinc finger CCCH domain-containing protein 14-like
Exons: 3
Coding region: 211-1110 (299 amino acids)
Molecular function (GO): metal ion binding; mRNA binding
Source: RefSeq, a predicted model, not a curated record
ACAUCCACCUAAUCUUUUUCGUUUCUUUUCACUUUCUCUCUCCAAACACCCGCCCUCUCACUUUCUCUCUCCUCUCUUUUCGCUAGGGUUUUCUCUUUCGCCUACUCCACUCUUCUUCUUCCCCAAUUUUCAAUCAAUUUCUUUCCUCAAAUUAGGGUUUUCUUUAGGUUUAGGUUUAAGUAGUUCAAUUUCUUCUUCUUUCGUUCGACAAUGGAUUUCGGUGGUCCUCGCAAAAGAGGUAGACAUGAAGGUUCACUUAAUGGCAAUGGCGGCUUCAAGAAAUCUCGUCCAGAAUCGGAGUCCUUCCAAUCUGGUGUAGGAAGCAAAUCGAAGCCUUGCACAAAGUUUUUCAGUACGUCAGGCUGUCCAUUUGGUGAGGGGUGCCACUUCUUGCACCAUGUCCCGGGUGGAUUCAAGGCUGUUUCCCAGAUGUUGAACCUUGGUGGUGCACCAGUUCCUCCACCCAGGAAUGUUGCCCCAUCAUACUCUGAUGGUCCAGCUACACCAUCAGGCAAGACCAAGAUUUGCACCAAAUUUAAUUCUCCAGAAGGUUGUAAAUAUGGAGACAAGUGUCACUUUGCUCAUGGAGAACGACAGCUUGGAAGGCCAUCCAUUCCAUCAUAUGAAGAUCCACGGGGCAUGGGAUACAUGUCAGGUAGGAUGGGAGGCAGGAUGGAACCUCCACCACCUGGUAUUGGUGCUGCUGCAAACUUUGGAGAGUCUUCUACAGCCAAACUCAGCAUUGAUGCUGCUCUUGCUGGAGCAGUCAUAGGUAAAAGUGGGAUAAAUUCAAAGCAAAUAUGCCGUGUCACUGGGGUGAAGCUUUCAAUAAGAGACCAUGAGACUGAUUCUAACAAAAGGAAUAUUCAACUUGAGGGCACCUUUGAUCAAAUCAAGCAGGCCUCUUCCAUGGUUGAGGAGCUCAUACGGAAUGUCAAGGCAGCUUCUGGCGGCCCCCCUGUCAGGCAGUCAACAGGACAUGGUGCACCUGGUGGUGGUAGCAAUUUCAAGACAAGGCUUUGUGAAAACUUCACCAAGGGGUCGUGCACUUUUGGGGACAGGUGCCAUUUUGCUCAUGGAGCUGAUGAAAUGCGUAAAUCUGCAAUUUAAUCCUUAGCUCCUCACUUGUUCCUUUUCACCCUAUUUGAUUUGGGGUUUUUGUAUGUCCGUCUCGCAUGUUUAGGCUGUGGAUGUGGGUUGUUUUAGUACUGUGGUACAGAGACAAUAUUACUAUCAGAGGCUGUAGGGUUUUUUUCAUUUGUACGUUUAUGAUCUUACAUUUAAUUAGUUUUGUUAAAUUUCUUUUAUUUUGAUAGUUGGGGUGUUUUUGUGGGUUGGUUACAUCCUAAAGCAGCUUGUGGAUCUUGUGAUUGUCUUAAAAGUAGUAGUACUCUGCUUUGUCUUACGGCUUUCACCUCUCGAAUCGUAACGUUUAUAUUAUUCCUUA